Molecule: messenger RNA, 663 nt
Organism: Danaus chrysippus (African queen)
Lineage: Eukaryota; Metazoa; Arthropoda; Insecta; Lepidoptera; Nymphalidae
Source: the annotation of a GenBank genome assembly
AUGGUUAAACCAAAGUACGAUCCUCCCACAAACACUUUUCCGUACAAAAUAUCUAGAAGACUGAACAUUUUAAGUAUACCAAGGAAAUAUAUUAUUGAUACGGGAGAAGGUAUGCCUGCUAUAAAUCCUAGAGGAAUCAGGAAAUCAGCUUUGAACGGCCAAAUAUCUGAUAGAGUGAAUGACGCCGCUUGGCCAUAUUUAAGACGAUUCUUGAUUAUAAAACGAAUGUACAAACAUCGGUUCAGUCCUGAACGUAUGGAGAGAAUCGAUCGUAUGAUUGAAGCUGCCAAUGCUACUUGCUAUUCAAAGCUAGCGAACUGCGUUUUGGAUCUUAAAAAACAAGAUACAAAAGAGGUUAAGAAGAAAAAAGGUUGGUCUGAGAGCGAAUGGAAGAAACACAUGGACUAUAUUAGCCAAAUAGCUGGACCCAGAAGAGAUUUUAAACCGCCUCCUAUAAAGAGAGGUAUUGGCAAACCAUUGGAACAGUUACUGCCAAGAAUCAACGAAAUCUGUCACUUCCCAGAAUUCAAAAUAUAUAGAAGAUUGUCAAAGGAAGAAUGGUAUAGAAAUCCUGAAAAGGUUGCACCGGGCGCACUUAAAUACGUAAUAUCUGAUAGAGUUAAGAAGCUAGCUGCUCCGAGAGUUAUACCACAGCAUUACUAA